Molecule: messenger RNA, 2019 nt
Organism: Colletotrichum gloeosporioides
Lineage: Eukaryota; Fungi; Ascomycota; Sordariomycetes; Glomerellales; Glomerellaceae
Product: putative dihydrofolate synthetase
Exons: 3
Coding region: 1-2019 (672 amino acids)
Biological process (GO): folic acid-containing compound biosynthetic process
Cellular component (GO): cytosol; cytoplasm; mitochondrion
Molecular function (GO): ATP binding; dihydrofolate synthase activity; tetrahydrofolylpolyglutamate synthase activity
Source: RefSeq, a predicted model, not a curated record
AUGGCCAUGAAGGGCAUCAGCCUCGGCCUCCACCGCAUCUCGAGGGCUCUCGAGGGCGCACCCCAGAAGUGGGAUGCCAUCCACGUCGCCGGUACCAAUGGAAAGGGCUCGACUUGCACCUACCUGUCGGCUCUAUGCAAAUCCUUCGGUAUUUCAAACGGCCUCUUUACCUCGCCUUACCUCGUUGAGCCCCGCGACGCCAUCAAGAUCAAUGGUGCGCCCGUACAGCAGGAUGUCUACAACGACGUGAGACACAAGAUUCUGGACGACGAACAAGCACGGCUGGCCCAGGACUCUUCGCAAGAGCAACUUUCCAUUUUUGAAGUGACGACUCUCAUUGCCUUUGGCGUUUUCACGCACGCCGAUGUGCAAAUGGGCAUCGUCGAGGUCGGCCUCGGCGGACGACUCGACUCGACCAACGUCCUCAAGCGCAAAAAGGUUACCGUCAUCACAAAGAUCGGUCUCGAUCACCAGGCCUUUCUCGGCAACACGUUGCCAGAGAUCGCAAAGGAGAAGGCCGGCAUCAUGAUGUCUGGCGUGCCCUGCGUCGUCGACGGCAGCAAUCCGCCCGAAGUCCUCGAGGUCUUCCGGAAGCAUGCCGAAAGCGUGUCCGCGCCGUUGCACCUCACCACCAACCAGACCGGUCUGCUGGAAACGCUCUACCGGUCUGAGCUAAUGCCGCACCAAGCCCAGAACAUGGCUUGCGCCAUUACGGCUUUCCAGCUUGCGUAUCCCGACUUGAAACUUUCGGCCGAGCAAGCCCUGCCAAUCUUGAAGGACGUCAGUCAUCUAGGCCGAUUAUCGUGGCUGGACGUGAGCAAGAAGCACCCCGCACGUCAGGGCAAGCCUGUUCUUAUUGAUGGUGCACACAAUCCGCAGUCUGCGGAAACGCUCUCCACAUAUGUCGAGCGGCGUCUGCGAGUUGCGAAUAAGCCUGUGACUUGGAUAGUGUCGGUAUCUAAGCAGGACGGAAAGGACGCUGGUGGUAUGCUCCGAACCCUGUUGAGGCCCGGUGACAGUGUCGCUUGUGUGCCAUUUUCCCAUCGGGAGACGAUGCCCUGGGUUGAGCCUCUGCCUCCAGCUGCCCUACGUGACAUGGCAUCCGAGGCUGGUGCAAAGAAGUUGUACCUGGGUGACGAGAGCCUCGACGCUGCGAUGAAGUGGGCUGUCGACAAUGUCGACAAUGGUCCUAUUGUGGUCACUGGCAGUUUAUAUCUCGUUGGAGAUGCCGCCCCAACUCAUCUCAUCGUUGUCUGCUGCCACGGCAUCUGGACCGGCGGCCCCACCAACGGCCGAGACGAAUCGGAGUGGCUCAUUGCCGAUUUCCAAGCCGGCGAGACGCCGACCUUCAUCGAGCACAUCAAGGCCGGUCUCACCGCGCUCCGGGAUGAUCCCGCCACGGCGCUCAUAUUCUCCGGAGGCCCAACCCGCAAAGAGACGACCCUUGCGGAAUCACAGAGCUACGCCAACCUCGCCUCCGCAAACGCCUACUUUGACAUCUUCCCCGCACAUAACGACGACUUCACAUCCCGCAUCCACAACGACACCCAGGCCCUCGACUCCUACCACAACGUCCUCCACUCUCUCCUCCUCUUCUGGCGCACCUAUCCCGCCGCCCCCUGGCCCGCGAAGCUCACCGUGGUCAGCCACGCCUUCAAGAAGCCCCGCAUCGUCGACGGCCACUGCGCCGCCAUCGGGUUCCCCCUCGACCGCGUGGCGUACCUCGGCAUCGACCCGCCGGGCAUGCAAGCCGCGCUCGCCACCUCCUCCUCGGCUGAUGGCGGUGGGGUCCAAAAGCAAGGGGCCGUCGCAGGCGUACAGCACGCCGUGGACGAAUGGACAAAAGACCCGCACGGUGUCGGGCCCAGCCUGUCGCGCAAACGCCGCGCCCGCAACCCGUGGAAUCUACGUGACAGACUCUUCGCAAGCGAGGAAGAGAGGAGCAGAAGCGGUGUCGUGACUAGGAUAAUAGACGACCACGAGGCCCUCGCGGAGGACGCCAAGAGGCCGUGGGCAUGA